Molecule: messenger RNA, 1599 nt
Organism: Cucurbita maxima (winter squash)
Lineage: Eukaryota; Viridiplantae; Streptophyta; Magnoliopsida; Cucurbitales; Cucurbitaceae
Product: omega-hydroxypalmitate O-feruloyl transferase-like
Exons: 3
Coding region: 116-1417 (433 amino acids)
Molecular function (GO): acyltransferase activity, transferring groups other than amino-acyl groups
Source: RefSeq, a predicted model, not a curated record
CUUCCAACCACCCUCACUCUGCCUCUCUACCAUCUGCUUUAUAUACAUAUACAACAUCAACGCCCUGCCACUACUAUCAUCUUUCUAACCCUUUUCAUUUCAGAUAUCGAAUCAGAUGGCUGGCAGUGGUAAAAGGGGUUCUCAACUCGACGUUGAGCAGCAGAAACCUACUCUGAUCACCCCAGCAGAGGAGACACCAAAGGUUCUCUACUUCCUAUCAAACCUUGACCAGAAUAUUGCAGUCAUCGUCCGCACCAUUUACUGCUUUAAAUCAGAGUCCAGAGGCAACGAAGAUGCUGCCCAAGUCAUUAAAGAUGCUCUUUCCAAGGUGCUUGUCCAUUACUACCCCCUUGCAGGGCGGCUCGCCGUCAGCUCAGACAGGAAGCUUAUUGUGGACUGUACGGCGGAGGGUGCUGUCUUUGUGGAGGCUGAAGCCGACUGUUCCAUUGAAGACAUUGGUGAUAUAACAAAGCCUGAUCCUGACACUCUUGGGAAGCUUGUCUAUGACAUCCCUGGCGCUACCAACAUACUUCAGAUGCCUCCUCUUGUUGCCCAGGUGACUAAAUUUAAAUGUGGUGGAUUCGUUGUGGGGCUGUGUAUGAAUCAUUGUAUGUUUGAUGGGAUUGGGGCAAUGGAAUUUGUGAAUUCGUGGGGUGAAACGGCAAGGGGCUUUCCUUUGACCGUGCCGCCGUUUCUGGAUAGAAGCCUUCUCAAAGCACGAGAGCCGCCGAUGAUCGAGUUUCCUCACAGCGAAUUCGCUGAGAUAGAAGAUGUGUCGAACACUUGGAAGCUUUAUGGAGAUGAGGAAAUGCAUUAUCGGUCCUUCUGCUUCGAGCCGGAGAAGCUCAGUAAGCUCAAACAGAAAGCGUUGGAAGAUGGGGUUUUGAAGAGCUGCACCACGUUCGAAGCCCUGUCGGGAUUUGUUUGGAGAGCAAGAACAGAGGCUCUACGAAUGCAACCCGAUCAACAAACAAAGCUCCUCUUCGCCGUCGACGGAAGGUCUAGAUUUCAGCCCCCAGUACCGAAAGGGUAUUCUGGAAACGCCAUCGUUUUAACCAACUCACUAUGCAGCGCCGGCGAGCUUCUGGAAAACCCUCUGUCUUUUGGGGUGGGGCUGGUUCAGAAGGCAGUGGAGAUGAUCACAGACAGCUACAUGAGGUCCGCCAUCGAUUACUUCGAAACGACGAGAGCAAGGCCGUCGCUGGCGGCGACUUUGUUGAUCACGACCUGGUCGAGGCUGGGGUUCCACACGACGGACUUCGGGUGGGGGGAGCCGGUGUUUUCAGGGCCGGUGGCGUUGCCGGAGAAAGAGGUUAUUCUGUUCCUAUCUCAUGGGAAAGAAAGAAAGAGCAUAAAUGUUCUUCUGGGCCUUCCAGCUUCUGCCAUGGAAAUCUUCCAACAGGCCAUGCAAAUCUGAAAGGACAAAAAUACAAAAUGAGGAGGAAAUUCCAUCUUUAUUAUUCAUCCCAAUGUGUUGUUUUCAUCCAAUUCCAAUUCCAUUUUUAUUCCUAUUUCAUGUGAUUACCCACAUAUUCUUCUGUCAAUUAAUAGAUUGUUCUCCCUGUUGUUACGUCAAUAAAGUUUUAAUAUAUUGAGGUA